Molecule: messenger RNA, 1173 nt
Organism: Trypanosoma cruzi
Lineage: Eukaryota; Euglenozoa; Kinetoplastea; Trypanosomatida; Trypanosomatidae
Exons: 1
Coding region: 1-1173 (390 amino acids)
Source: RefSeq, a predicted model, not a curated record
AUGAAUGAAUGGAAAGCUGCCAAACCGGAAAGAAACACCGCUCUCUCUCUCUCGCUCUCUCUCAACUUGUCUUCUAUCUGCUCGCUCCAACGUGGUUUUAUUGGGGUGGGGUGGGCAGAGAAGGAUUUGGUGAUUGGACACAUGUGGGAAGAAGCGGAUUCGUCGGCGCUGCUCUGCGCUGUGCAAAGGGGAGAGUUGGAUGAAAAGUCCCCUGCAGCUCAAAAAAAGAAGCAAAAUGGGAAACGCCCUUCUAAUAGAGGGAAGGAAUUAUCACCCCAAUAUCAGCAGCGCAAAAGCUCUCAUGUAGCGAAACAAAAACAGUGUGAAAAGGAGUUUUUGGCGCAUAAACAGCAAGUGAUGAUAAAUCUUUCCAGUAACGCAAGCGAUCAUAGUCCCAAGGGCGGUGUGGAUCACAAGUGCCUUCCACUCAUGCAUCUCUUGAAUACACAUGAUGAUUAUGUUACAACAAGCAGCUGUUCGGGUCGCAUUGCACUCUUCCAUAGUGUUAUCAUUCCGGAGGAUCGUGGGGCUGCUGGGCCGCCAGCGUCACUGAAGAGAGGCGGCAAAGACGCAUUAGGUUGGUUGGUGGUCAAGCAUGACGUGCUAACGGAGCGAGAGAUUGAUGUUCUUGUCAGCUGCUUGUGUGACGAUGUUAAGGAUGGAGUUGUAACGGAGACCGCGACGACUCCGCUAGAAGGAGCGACAAGUAAUAAAAAAGAUGGAGAAGAAAAAGAACAGCAGAAAGAGGGCGAAUUGGAUGGUGUUUGGGUGCGGGAAGGGGUACUUCAGGCCUCUUCUCCACCAGUCUUUGGUAUGGUCGCGUUGAAAAUGGAACCGUUUGUGAUGCAUGUCGAGUGCCGCACGAUGGAGAGUGCGAAAAGACUGUUGUCCGCUGCCGCAACGGACGCUGGUUUCCGCAACAGCGGGGUCACACCACCAGGGAAGAAAAUCAUGUGUGGAAUCCGCCACGCCUCUGGACUAGGGCUGGACGUCCCUCUCAUUAUAGACGGCGUGAACUACGUCAAGGGUCAGCACGCCUAUUUGCGGCGGCUUCUGCAUAUGGCCAAUGCGAAGAUGCAUGGCAACGAUGUGAGGCUACACCGACUGGAGGACGGGGUUGCCGCUCGUCUUGCUGCUGAAGAGGGUGCAAAAAAAGGGUUAAGGGUAAAAUAA